CAAAUAAUUGCCAUUAUAAUGACUCAUAAAGGAGUGUGCUUAAAAAGACAAGCCCUAGCACAGACACAGCAUUCAGCUCCCCAAACCAGCAACCAUGACUUUCAACGGAAGCUGGAAAGUGGAGCAAAGUGAAAACUUCGCCAACUUUUUGGAACAGAUGGGUAUUAAUGUCGUGAAGAGGAAGCUGGCGGAACAUGAUAAUAUGAAAUUAAUAAUUGAGCAGACAGGUGACAAUUUCCACAUAAAGGAGUCCAGUACCUUCCGGAAGAAGGACUUCAAUUUCACUUUGGGAGUCCCGUUUGAGCAUGAGCUAGCAGAUGGAACAGUGAUCGAAGGCACAUGGGUCCUUGAGGGAAACACACUGAAAGGGAACUUCACACGGAAAGACAAUGGAAAAACGCUUCUGACCAACAGAGAAGUAACUGGGAACGAGCUUGUGCAGACUUACAGCUAUGAUGGAGUCACUGCAAAGAGGAUCUUCAAGAAAGUUUAGGCGUUUUAGGUGGACGAUGGCCACACUGCACCAGAAACUGCAGGACUACAGAGCGACUGCCUCAUUGAUGUGACCAUGCACUGCCUUCAUCCACGCAGGAGACAGACAAGGGCAUCUCCAUAUCAGCAGCAAAGCUCCUUCCACGUUUUUUUUAUCUCUAAGAGCAUUUACAUAAAAAUGAAAAAUAAAGACACUUCUGCCUAUAUUCAUUUGAUUUCAUUUCAAAUAUCAUGUGACUGAAAAAUAAAGACUCUUCACCUUCCAAAAA
Paramormyrops kingsleyae is the source of this 761-nucleotide messenger RNA. Its product is annotated as fatty acid-binding protein, intestinal-like. The record is from RefSeq and is a predicted model, not a curated record. Gene Ontology annotation, molecular function: lipid binding. NCBI's taxonomy places the organism in Eukaryota, Metazoa, Chordata, Actinopteri, Osteoglossiformes, Mormyridae.